This is a messenger RNA of Alternaria alternata, 2340 nucleotides long. RefSeq lists its product as hypothetical. Bases 472 to 1965 code for a protein of 497 amino acids. NCBI's taxonomy places the organism in Eukaryota, Fungi, Ascomycota, Dothideomycetes, Pleosporales, Pleosporaceae. The record is from RefSeq and is a predicted model, not a curated record. The transcript has a single exon.
GCUCCUGCAGGCGUGCGACGUCAUCGCAGUUGCGAAAAGUACACGCUACGUCGGGAAGGCACCCUGGCGAGGCUUUCACCUGGGGUGCGGGGCCAGAAGCAAGCGCUUAGUUGGCCGGGAGGCAUCGAGAGCCGCAAAGGAGAAUUUCCUUUUGGACACAUAAGCACUUUGGACGAUGGUCGCAACGACUAUGCGUUCACGGCUAUACGGAAAUUGCGUCGGUGAGGGAGCUCAGGGCGCUAGUCACGCGUUUCGGAUACAAUCUCGCGUCUGUAAUCAAACGCCCCUUUCGAAACUCCGACUCACAUAGCAACAACCGCACAUUGCCCAGGUGGCUCCACAAACAAGACAAGUGCUUGAUAACCCACCACCGCUCCGUAAAUGCCUAGGAUUCGAAAACACCGAAUCUCACUGCUGAUAAGGAGUCUAACGACUGCGACGGCUUUGCACCUACCACCCCUGUCAACCACCAUGGACACGCCCAACUCCCCACCCGCACGCUCAACCUCGCCCGACCCAUGGGCGACCCCAUCUCUGGCCAUCGGCGCAAUUCCGCCCCUGGACCGUUCCGUCUCAACAGCCUCGUCCGUCUCGUCGGCGCGCUCAGUGAGCUCGCGUCUGUCCGCUGGCGGCACUCGACGUGGAUACAUGCGGCCGGAGGGCACAGAGUUCUCCACGUCGGCCAAGAACAGAGAGAGCGUCAUGAACCUGGGCACCAUCGCACAUCUGCAGUACUACUUUGCGAGGACCGGCCUGCUCGACACGGCCACUGGACGCGUCGCCAAAGGCCGCAAGCCUGGCUCGCGGACAGCGAGCGGCAACGAACCACUCUCGCCUGGCCUCGAUGCCGACUUCUCGUCGCUGUCCCUUGCAUCCCCGGACGGCAUGUCUGAACAUAAUUUUGGAGAGGGCUUUGUUGAGUCGCCGCUCGACGAGACGGCCUCGAUGGCAUGGGAAGACCCCGAGCCCAUGAUGCUCCCACCCACCGUCAGCACCUACAAGAACAACCCCGUCUACGUCCCACCGCCACCUGACAUGACCGUCCUUCGCCGCGAACUUCGCGAGUCGCUUGCUGAGUCUACGAAGCAUCUCGACGAGCUGGAGAAGGGCUUUUCUGAUGUCCAGCCAGACGGAAAGACGGCGAAAAAUGGCGGGGAAGAAGCUUCGGGCUGGCACGAGGUUCAAGGCAUCAAUCUGUUGGAUGUCACCACCCUAGCGAUCCGCGCCGCGAAGAACUACUACACCGCACACGAAGAACCACAACGACUGUAUGCCAUCAAACCAGAACGGACAAUUCGAAAGGAACUAUACGAUACUCUCGAGGUUCUGAAGCGCCUCGCUAUUCGCAACUUUGGAAACGGUGUGCAGCCCUACGAAGUCACCCAACUAAGGCAAUGGGUGGUCGACAUUAGCACACUGCUUGAUACCGAAGAGGAGAAGGAGCGCGUGGAACAAGAAGAGAGAGAGAACUGGUCGUGGCGCGAGGGUGACUGGACGGGCAAAGAACGCGAGAGGGAACUCCUCUUCCUCAAGUCGUUCGACACCAGUCUCGACGCGCUUCCCGAGUGGACCAGCGCUGCCGACGCUAAGCUCCCAACGCCCUUCCUUGCUGAACUACAAAACGGCCUGCGACUAGUCCAUCUCCACAACACUCUCGUCCGAAGGUCAAAACGACACUUUGAAGAGAUCAAGACGUACCACACCGAUACGGCCAAGCCAUACCGCUGCGCCGACAACCUGCGCUACUGGGUCAAAGCCGCGGAACUGCGCUGGGACAUCAAGCUCGACGUUGAUGUCAUGGGCGUGGUCCACGGCGAAGACGCAGAAGCGUGGAAGAAGUUCGACGCUGCCAUUCUGCAAUGGAGCCAGGGCGUUCGUGAGGAAAUCACGUCCGAAUGGCAAAAGCAGAAGAACCAAACGAGAACCCCUACACUACAGAUCGACCCGAACUACGAGGCGCUGUGAAGUGGCCAUUGCGGCAAACAACUAUGGAUCUCGAUCUAUUUCAUUUCAUGUCCAUGUUUUGACACAUCACCUUUAUCUAAUUUGCACGAAGCUUAUGCCCCCCGAAUCUCAACUCCACACCACAGAAUUUCUUGAAGAGUAUUCCCUGGUUGGAAACAGGGCUCUUUUACCAUUCCGCUCAGAGUGCGCCGACAGGUGGCGACUUGAGAUAGAUACCCCUUUUGCAUGAACGACUUGCAGUCCUAUAGUGUUAGAUACAGACAAGUCGAAUGUAAAUAAUGUCUACAUAUAUAUUAUAACAAGAGUCACCAGACACCCAUGGCCCCGUCAAUGUCCCUGCCCUUGGAACAUGAGGAGACGAGAGCGACCAGAAGG